UUGCCCACAGAUUUCACUAUUGAGAUUCCAAUUCAAGCAAGAUUAGUAUAAGUUGACUUAUCACAAUUUUCUUCAAUUUGGAAAGUUCACGAUAUAUUUGCUUUGCUAUUAUAUACUUCCUCUUCAUUUCUCUUGCCCGAAAUCAUAAAGCUAAAGAACCUUUGGAGCAAUUUAUCUCUCUGUAGCCACUCUCAACACUAAAAGAUUUUACUUCCAACAAUCAUAAAAGAGGCCAAAGCUAACUGAUAUGGAGGACAUUGAUAUUUGUGAAAGAACUCCUGCUCUUACUUCUGCAGAGCCUUCCACCCGACGUAGUUAUGCAUCAGCUGAUGAAGAGCUAGUGGGUUUCGACGAUGAUGCGAGAAAUGUAAUUCAAAAAUUGAUUGGAGGGCCAACAGAGCUGGACAUUAUCUCGAUCGUUGGAAUGGGCGGGAUAGGUAAAACAACUUUGGCUAGAAUGUUAUACAAUAAUCAUUCUACUCACUUUGAUGUUCAAGUGUGGUGCACCGUUUCAGAAACAUAUAAUGUGAGAGAGCUGUUGCUUGAGAUGCUAAAACAAAUUAUGGGUGAUACGCAUGUUACUAUAAAUGAUUAUAGCAUAGUUGACGUGUUGAGUAAGAUUCUAAGAACAAAGAAAUAUCUCAUCGUGUUGGAUGAUAUAUGGGAAGUCAAGGUAUGGGAGGAAUUGCGAUUAUCUUUCCCUGAUGGAGGAAAUGGAAGUAGAAUAAUGCUAACAACUCGAUCUGCUGAAGUGGCUAUGGAGCUUAAGCACCAUAGUGAUCCAUAUUUUCUUUCAUGUCUUAGUGAUAAACAGAGUUGGGAAUUAUUGCAGAAGAAAGUAUUUCAAGGGGAAAGCUGUCCUCCGGAGCUACAGAGUGUAGGAGCAGAAAUUGCCACACUCACUAAGGGAUUGCCUCUGGCUGUUACCGUGAUUGCUGGAAUUCUUUCGCAAAUGGAAAGGCAAGCUUCUUUGUGGCUUGAGGUUGCACAUAAGUUAUGUCCCAGUUCUUUAGAACAGCAGUUGAUGGGGGUGAUGCAAUUAAGUUACGACCAUUUAGAGGAUCAUUUAAAACCUUGCCUUCUGUACAUGGGAUUGUUUCCUAAACGUUAUGAAAUUCCAGUAUCGGAUUUGCUAAAGUGGUGGAUAGCUGAGGAGUUUGUGCAGAACAUUGACACGUUGAAGCUAGAAGAAACAUCAAGGAGUUGCUUGUAUGAUCUUGUUAGCAGAAGCCUAGUAAUGGUUUCUAAAAGAAGAACUAAUGGUGAAAUAAAAUAUUGCACAGUUCAUGAUCAAGUGCGUGAGUUUUGCAUGGAAAAAAUUACAAAAGAGAAGUUUAUGCAGCCCUUAGUGCCUUAUAAUCCACGUCAAACUUCGGAUUCAGAUGAACAAAGGUUAUGCAUGUAUAUACAUGGCACUAUGAAAAGUAAUAUCUCCAAGGAAAUGGAGUCUUUUGGACAACGUCAAAGGCCACUGGAGUUCAUUGCUCAUCCGAAAUUCAGUAUAUCUGAAAGUAAGAGGCGGCUUUUCCCUUUACUCAACAACUUAAGACUUAUCCGGGUGUUGCAUUUAUUGGAUAUCUACUUGCAAGAUUCUUGGGCUGCUGCAUUUCAAUCACUAACUCACUUGAGGUUCCUUGCAAUUUUUGUCAAAGCAUUUAAUAUCAACUGGGUAUCGCACCUACUCCAACUACAAACCUUGCGGGUUCGUUCAUCUUAUAUAAUGAUAUCACCUGCUAUUUGGAAAAUGGCAAAGUUGAGGCAUGUGGAUAUAAACGAAUUCUCCAUAACAUGGGAAGAAUCUUCAGAAAUUGUGUUACACAACUUGAAGACUCUUGGCAUGUGCUAUAUGUCCGUGUCUGACAUGAAUCCGAAGUUCUGGGGGAAGUUUCCAAAUCUUGAAGAACUCAGUGUCCAUAUUGAUGAAUUUGGCAAUGUUCCUCAUUUAUUCUCUGUUUCCCAUGCCAGUGUCAAUCGGGAAAUCAGAUAGAUACUUUGUCUUCCCCUCAAGUCUUAAGGUAUUGUCCCUUAGUGACAUUUUCCUAACGGACGAAAUAGUUUCAGGAAUUGCAGAACUGCCAGAUCUUGUGACUCUUAAACUAUCCGAGAUAUACUUUACUGGGGAAAAGCAAUGGGACCUCAGUGAUCACGAGUUCGAGACACUCAAAGUUUUGAAAUUGCAUCAUGUGUUUAUGACUAAGUGGAUUUGCUCAGAGGAAUCAUUUCCCCUGCUUGAAAAACUAGUUAUAAAGAGUUGUUCCAAGCUUGAAGAAAUCCCGUCUAGCUUAGUGGAUAUUCAAACACUGCAAUUGAUUAAAGUGAUCGACUGUAGCGACUCAGUUGGAAAUUCAGCUGUGGAGAUUAAAAUAGAAGUAGAAGAAUGCACAGGAUGUGACAGCCUUCAAGUUCUUAUCUUAAAGACCAAAAACGCAUCCACCUAGAUGCGACUUCAGAGCUGCACGGUACUCCAGAAUAUCUGUUGGACUCAGUGACCUUUUGAUCAGAGGAGACAUCAGUAGAAGCUAAACCAUUGCAAAAGUCCUAUUUCCCUGAUGAGACGACGAAAGGUUCCACUUUGUGGAUGGGUUGAUUUGCAUAUCAGAUUUGCGAUUGAAUUAUUAAUGCCUGGAUAUUGAUUUCGAUGUAUUUAUAGUUUUUGUUAUUUGCAACUGCUAGGUCUGAAGAGGGUAGUAUGUACGCAGACCUUACCCCUACUUUGUGGAGGUAGAUAUGUUGUUUCUAAUAGACCCUCGGCUCAUGAAAGCUCUGAUAUGUAUUGUCACAAAUUCUUCUACUGUUGUCUGUGGAUGGGUUCAUUUGUCUCUUUAGCGUGCCUGUUGUAAAUGCAUCUCUUCUUCUUAUAAAAAAAAUAGAUUUCUUCUUUUUUUCA
Messenger RNA from Nicotiana tabacum (common tobacco), 2887 nucleotides. Its product is annotated as late blight resistance protein R1-A-like. The record is from RefSeq and is a predicted model, not a curated record. NCBI's taxonomy places the organism in Eukaryota, Viridiplantae, Streptophyta, Magnoliopsida, Solanales, Solanaceae. Gene Ontology annotation, biological process: defense response to other organism. Gene Ontology annotation, molecular function: ADP binding.